AUGAGCACGCGUCCGAGAAAGGCCCAUACCAAGUCACGCAACGGCUGUGAUCAGUGCAAAAAAAGGCGCGUCAAGUGCGAUGAAAAAGGCCCACCAUGCUCAAAUUGUACAUCGCGACAGCUGGAAUGCACUUACUUGAAGAUUCCAAGAGCCCGUGAGCCAUCGGCAAGUCCUGCCAGUAGCCAGGCUCCCAGUGUAGGCCUGGCACCAGUUGUUCACCUUCCAGCGAUCAACGAAGUAAGCGGGCCGUUAAGUACUUCUGGUCAUCGGAGUUUAGAAUUGAUGCACAAGUUCUCGACGGAAACUUUCAUGAGCCUUAGUAAUGACCCGUCCGACUUUCACGUCUGGCAAAUGGUCGUACCUCGGAAAGCGUUGGAGCAUGAUUUCCUGUUAAGCGGUAUUCUGGCUGUGGCUGCUUUGCAUGCGGCUACAUCGAUCGAAUCCCCAGCGGCUUUGUCGUAUAUUGACAUGGCGCUUGAAUAUCAUAAUAUGGCGUUCGCUCCAUUCCAACGGGCGCUGGAUCAUAUUACUCCUUUUAAUUGUGAUGCUGUGUUCGCCCAUUCAAUCAUCACGACAGUAAUUGGUAUAGCUUUGCCACGACUCACAGCGACCAGGGAUGAAAGCUCGAGCAUGACGGAAAACAUUAUUGUCGUGUUUGAGCUGCUGCAGGGCGUCAAAAAUAUUGUCUGGAUUAGCGAGCCAUGGCUACACACGAAACUCUUUACCUCGCGUCGCGAAUUCUGGAAAGAGUCUGUUGCGGAAUUGGACCCCGAGACGGAAGCUGCUCUAGACAAGCUAGCCACACUAAACAACGAUACCAUGGCUACAGUCGAUCAAGAACAACAUCGCAUGAACCGCGAUGCUAUCGCUCUUCUCCAUCGGUGCUUCUUGAGGCAUGCCAAUGCGCGGGAUGCGGCUUCUGUUCUCACUUGGCUUGCCGCGGUUGACAAGGAUUUUGUCGAUUGCUUACGACGUCGCAAACCAUUUCCCUUGUUGAUUUUGACGUAUUGGGGAGUUCUUCUUGGGACACUCGAUGGGCAGAUGUGGUGGGCUCGGAACUCUGGCAAGGCGCUGGUUACGGAGUUGCUAAUCGCGUUGCAUCCUGGUGUUUUUCAGUGGGAAGGGGCGCAGUUGUGGCCGAAACAGAAAUUGGGUCUUUAA
Aspergillus ruber CBS 135680 is the source of this 1161-nucleotide messenger RNA. Its product is annotated as Zn(II)2Cys6 transcription factor domain-containing protein. Gene Ontology annotation, molecular function: zinc ion binding; DNA-binding transcription activator activity, RNA polymerase II-specific. The transcript has 2 exons. Bases 1 to 1161 code for a protein of 386 amino acids. The record is from RefSeq and is a predicted model, not a curated record. Gene Ontology annotation, biological process: regulation of transcription by RNA polymerase II. Lineage: Eukaryota; Fungi; Ascomycota; Eurotiomycetes; Eurotiales; Aspergillaceae.